Messenger RNA from Saccostrea echinata, 2117 nucleotides. Its product is annotated as protein fem-1 homolog C-like. The transcript is spliced from 2 exons. Bases 69 to 2105 code for a protein of 678 amino acids. Gene Ontology annotation, molecular function: protein binding. The record is from RefSeq and is a predicted model, not a curated record. NCBI's taxonomy places the organism in Eukaryota, Metazoa, Mollusca, Bivalvia, Ostreida, Ostreidae.
CAGGCUAUAAGCAUGCUUUAGGAAAAGAGAAAAUCUGACGAAGAAAAUCGAGAUCUAGCUAUGUUGUGAUGCACACUCUCCUGAAAGAGAUGGCAGAUGAGACAUUUCAAAAUGUUUUGGAGGUAUACAAACAGAAGAAAGUUAUCAUUUCAAAAGCACAUUCCAUUGGUCAGUUUCGAUUGGGAGAAAUUGAGAAAGCUCUCUGUGGCAUUCAUGUCGUGGGUGAAGACAGAUGCUAUUCUAAGUGUUUGGAGCAUCUUGAGAAUAUACCAGACUUACCUGAUAUUGACGUCACUGAGGCAAGAAAAAUCUUCCUUCAUCAGUUUGUGGAAACUUCUAGGUCAAAUUUGUAUUUGUGUCAUCUUGGACAUAACCUGUAUGUGAAUGCCUUGGUGGAUAAAAACCAGGAGGUUCUGCAAAAACUCCACAGUGACUACCAUGUAGAUUUUUCUUUGUUUGAAAACCCUCUUCAUUUGGCAGUGGAGUGCCGUCUACUUCCUAUGAUGGGAUUUUUAGUGAACGAAAAGGGAAUGGAUGUGAAUUGUGUUGACAUCAAAGGUAACACACCACUGCAUCAUUUGAUGAAGUAUCGUCAGCAGGUUAUUUUAAUUUUCAGUUUUAAUUCUAGCAUGUCUGAUAAUGCGAGAUAUGACAACAGCUCAAGAACUGAAGUUCUGCAAUUUUUAAAGAACAAGGGUGCCAGACUAUCAGUUCGUAACCAACAAGGAAGAACACCUCUACAGUAUGCUAUUGUAGAUCAACACAUUACAGACAUUAAUGAGUUCAUUGAUACGUAUAGUGAUUUCAGCGAUUUCAAUCCUGAAACUCGUAUAGAAAUCUUGGAACUUGUAGCAGCAAAGCAGAUAUUCAGUGAUAAUGAGGAGGACUCUAUUGGAGGAGUAAAAACCUAUAAACUUGCUUUAGGUGAAAGAAGAAAACACAAUAUUCCAAAUACUAGGAAAAAGCCACCACAGGAACAUUUCUUUGAAGAUAUUGUAGAACCAGAUACAGAAAAUUCAGAGUUUUUGAACUUAAUCUGUGCUGCAGGAGAAAAGAGGAAACGACUCAUUCUUGGCCUUCUGAUUUAUGAAAGAAUUUUAGGAUGUAGACAUUUUUGUUUUCUGAAGGAAAGUUAUAGAUAUCUAUUGCAUUUAAAAUCAGGACUUUUUGACGGAAGUGUAUCUACUCAUCACAUUUUGCAGAGUUUGACAUAUUAUUUCAAUUUCUUGAAAAAUGAAAAGGUGUUUAAGGAACGUGAGAAAAGGCCCAGGGAUUGUUUUGAUCAUUUUGGUCAAGAACCGUUCAGUGUUGAAGAAGUGGCCGAUUUGCUAACAUUUUUUGACUUCGAAAGAAUCAAUUACCUGUUCACAAAAGAAGAACUUCUGGAUCUGUUGUUGUAUGUUUAUGUUUGUGUAUUCCAGAUAAAAAUUGAUCAGGAUGAAAUACCAAGUGAAAAAGACAGAGUACAUUUGUUUCAUUUUUUAGACAUUAUCUUAUCAAGGCCAUUAACAGAAAAAAAUGAAUUCACUUUGAGGAAGGCAUUGAAAACCCUCAUCAGUGCAGGGAAUGCUAGUAAGCGUGGACAAGUGGGAUUAAUACAUAGUAUCGUGGAUCCCAUGUUGACACUUAGGGGGGAAUAUUACGUGUAUGUCUUUAAUCAUGGUCCAGAAAUCUUGGAAAGGCUCUUAGAUUGCGGCGCGUCUAUUCAUGAAUUGGACGAACAAAACAUGAAUAUCCUCCAAUGUUUUUUUACAAAUAGCAUUGAAAACUUCAAUCAAGAGUCAUAUGAACUUUUUUCUGCAGAUGAAGUUGAAAAUUUCAACAAACAAUUAAGAGAAAUUGUAAACAUUGCUGUUGAAAGAGGUAUACAUGUAGAUCAAGGAUUUAAGAUUAGAGAAUUAGGGCAAACAGUUUUUAAAACUGUUUUGGAUCAAGCUGUGGGCACAGAAUUUUAUCCUAUUGUGAAUAAUCCCAAGUACAGAAGUCUGAAAUGUCUUGCAGCAUCUGUUAUUAUAAAGAAAGACAUUUCGUAUAGAAAUGAAGUUCCGACAGAGCUUAUUCAUUGGAUUGACUUUCACAUGGGAAAAAGAGAAUUUUAUAAUUAAAUUCAUUUCUUC